GCAGAGUUGCGAUCACUCUAAGGAUAUUAUUGUAAUCAACCUUUGUGCGGAAUUUGGUCGGCUGGUGUGGCCAUUCUACAAUGACAUUGGAGGGUCGUGGAAAGUCGAUCUUCGUGGUCGCCACAGUAUCCCUUUGUGUUUCACUGACGGCGACAGCCUUACGGUGCUUCGUGCGGUUAAGGCUCGUCAAAACUGUUGGGUGGGAUGACAUAUUGAUGGUGUUCGCAAUGGCCCUGAACAUCUGGUUCGCAACGUGCGGUAUCGCUGGAUCACUGGCGGGAUUCGGCAGAAAGUUUAAAGACUUUGAUCGGCCUCAGGAUAUUCAAACAGCCUUAUUAUGGUGGUGGCUCGGCCAGUCGGCGUACAUUUGGGUAGUCACGAUUGCGAGGCUGUCCAUUGCAAUGCUGCUUCUUCGAAUUACUUCUCGACGGCGUGACUCUAUAGUCACGUAUGUGGUAAUGGCUCUGACCGUAGCUGUUGGAGUCCCCUUCUGGUUUGUCUUGAUGCUCCAAUGCCAUCCGGUGCAAGAGUUCUGGCAACGCACGGGCGAUGGUCAUUGCAUUAAUACCACUUAUAUCAUCGAUGUCACCUACCUUUACAGUGCAACAGCCUGUCUGUGCGAUUUUACUCUCGGGCUCUACCCUAUAUACCUUCUCAGAGAUCUGCAACUGAGCUGGCGGUCGAAAUGGGCCUUAACGGGAAUUCUUGGCUUGGGAUGCGUUGCAAGUGCAGCUGUUGUGGUCCGCAUCCCCUUUCUUCAGGACUAUAAGCGUGCCGAUUUCCUCUAUACUACAAGCGGUAUUGCUAUCUCAUCAAAUGUUGAAGCUGGCCUAGGUAUCACCGCUGGAAGCCUGGUAACGCUCCGUCCACUUUGCCGUUGGUUCCGUCACAUAAGCCAUACUGGCUGUCAGGCUGUGAGGAAGUCGACAGGCAGCUUCCGUAUGUCUAGAAGCAAUGGAACUCAGAGUUCCCACACCAAACUAAAUGCAAGCUCCCCUCGACACGGGCAACCAGAUAUUGAAUGUGGGGGCCCACAUACCCUCUCUACUAUAGUCACGAGCCAAAACUCUCGAAAUGCGAUCCGGGACAACGGGAGUCAUGGAGAAGACCAUAUAUUUCAGGCCACCAUCGAUGUGCAGCAAACCUUUGGUACGCCAGAUGUAUGAUGUUAUAGUCGUCCUAGUAAUGUACCAAGUCAGCUGUAUAAGGUAAUUUGUUCUUUUAAGCUUGCGUGGUUAAAAUUCACGUACAGCUCUUCCAUAGCUCUUGCUUGGACGCUACAACGAACGAAAGCGAAGAGGACGAAAGCUGGUCAGAACGCGAACAUGCUUUCCUGAGACGAGUAAAGAAAGUGAGGGGCUCAGGCUGCUACAUUAUCCUGAUCAGUCUUAACUCGUUCCGCUCACUAGCUUUGUAUGAUUUCUCAGAUACAUAGUACGUAUGUAGCUAGCUAUGCG
Molecule: messenger RNA, 1457 nt
Organism: Aspergillus alliaceus
Lineage: Eukaryota; Fungi; Ascomycota; Eurotiomycetes; Eurotiales; Aspergillaceae
Product: putative integral membrane protein
Exons: 6
Coding region: 81-1166 (361 amino acids)
Source: RefSeq, a predicted model, not a curated record